Molecule: messenger RNA, 1608 nt
Organism: Dichotomopilus funicola
Lineage: Eukaryota; Fungi; Ascomycota; Sordariomycetes; Sordariales; Chaetomiaceae
Product: cytochrome P450
Exons: 5
Coding region: 1-1608 (535 amino acids)
Molecular function (GO): heme binding; iron ion binding; monooxygenase activity
Source: RefSeq, a predicted model, not a curated record
AUGCUCCAAUUACUUGUUAGCUUCGGGCCCCUUUAUACCACGGCGCUCAUUCUGGGCUGCCUGAUGGGCUUGUUCGUAUGCAACAGGCUCUAUGUCGACUACAGAAUCCGCAAAGUCGGCGGUGUCCGGGCUUCCGUCCUCGCUACCAACCCGUUCACAGGACUUCAGUUCCUCAUGCGGGCCGCCUAUUGGCAGACCCGCGACAAGCUAGACUACUACUAUCGCUCCCUAUUCAACUGGGCGUCGCCAGAAUGCCCCAACUGCGUGGAAAUCGCCAUCUUCGGACGCGCACGCUUCUUAAUGACACAGGAGCCGGAGCACAUCAAGACGAUCCUGACGGGCAAGUUCCGCGAGUACGGCAAGGGCGAGCGGUUCCACGAGAUCUGGAGCCCCUUUCUGGGCGACUCCAUCUUCACGACGGACGGCCAGCAGUGGUCGGAUAGCCGCGCGCUGAUCCGGCCGAUGUUUGUCAAGGACCGCGUGCGGGACUUGGAGAUCUUUGAUCGGUGGACUAUGACGCUCAUUGAGAAGUUGCCGGCGUCAGGCCAAACGGUGGAUAUGAUGGACUUGUUUUAUCGGAUGACGCUAGAUGUGACGACGGAUUUCUUGCUUGGUGGGAGUGUCAACAGCUUGAAUAACCCCAAGCACGAGUUUGUGGCCGCGUUCCAAGAGGUUCAGCGUAUCCAGAUGCUUCUCACCAUCCUAGCCCCCCUCCGCUCGAUCAUCCCCACCUACCGCUACAAGCGCGGCAUCCGCAUCCUCGAGCGCUUCGUCUCCCCCUUCAUAGCCCGCACCCUCUCCCUCUCCCCCUCCGAACUCGACAAGCUCUCCCAAUCCGACAACAAAGACCUCACCUUCCUGCACCAAAUCGCGCGCACCACGCGGGACCCCAAAAUCAUCCGCGACCAGCUCAUGGCCGUGCUCAUCGCGGGACGCGACACCACCGCCGCCACCCUCUCCUGGACCGUCUACGAGCUCGCCCGCCAACCGCGCGUCUGGGCCCGUCUCCGCGCCGACGUCCUCAACACCGUCGGCCGCCACAACCCACCCACCUACGAGGACCUGAAAGGUUUGACGUUUUUGACCCAUACCCUCAACGAGACCCUGCGCAUGUACCCCGCCGUGCCGUAUAACCUGCGCGCGGCGCUGCAGGAUACCACGCUUCCCGGGCGGGAAGGGCAGCCGGAUAUUGGGGUGUUGAAGGGGGAUAUUGUAGUGUAUAGUACGCUGGCGAUGCAGAGGCGGCGGGAUUUGUAUCCGGAGGAGUGGGCGACGGCGAAGAUGGAGGAGAAGGGAAGGGGUUUGGCGGUGGAUGAGGAGGUGGGCGGGUUGGCGGACCCGGGGGUGUUUUGUCCGGAGCGGUGGGAGAGGUGGACGCCUAAGGCGUGGACGUAUGUGCCGUUUAAUGGGGGGCCGAGGAUUUGUGUGGGGCAGAACUUUGCUAUGACCGAGAUGGCGUUUACUUUGGUCCGGCUGCUGCAAAAGUACGAGAGACUCGAGUACCGCGGUGACUGGCACGGGCAGUUCCACAAGGCCGAGAUUGUGGGUGCUCCGGGCCAUGGUGUGCCUGUUGCGUUCUUCGAGGCCGAGAAUGGCUCGGCAGUGUAA